This is a messenger RNA of Papaver somniferum (opium poppy), 2384 nucleotides long. RefSeq lists its product as uncharacterized. The transcript has 20 exons. The record is from RefSeq and is a predicted model, not a curated record. The coding region runs from base 324 to 2057 and encodes 577 amino acids. Lineage: Eukaryota; Viridiplantae; Streptophyta; Magnoliopsida; Ranunculales; Papaveraceae.
AAAAAAACACUAUGGUUCGGUUCUGAAGCUAGGUUUUAGAGGAUCUAACUCAAUCGCAAAAUCUUUAAAUCCAGUUGUCUGAAAAUUUUGAAAUCCCGGCUGAUAAAUUGAAGUUAAAAUCUCGAUCCCCAAAUCUUGAAUCAGAGGAUUGGGUUGUCAAACCCUAGAACUUGGAAUUGCGAAUUUUAGUUUUUUUCUUGCAUAUUAGUGUGGUUGUUGUUGGUGCUGAGCCGUGGUGGUGACGUACUUCAGAAAUCAAGUAAGAAUCAGAGAUAAAAUCGUUCAAGAAACAUAGACAGAAGAAGAAGAGUCUGGAAAGUACCAUGAGUAUGGAUCAUUGCCAAGCUAAUCCACAACAGCAGCUGCAGCAACGAAAGCCUCAAAGCUGCGACGAGCUUGGGGAUACAUAUUCUGAAAAAGUGAUUCAGGCAGAAACCCAAAGGCUCUUAACUGAGUUUGAACAACUAGAACUAAUAACCUCAAACAAAGUCGAUAGCGAAACUCAUUCGAAAAGUAGACAGAAGAAGAAGAAGAAGAGUCUGGAAAGUACCAUGAGUCAUUUCCAAGCUCAUCCAGAACAACAAGAGUCUACAAUAAUAAUUGAGAAAACAGAUCACCCUGUUCAAACAUUGCAGAAACAAGAAGAGCUAACCUCAACAACAGUCGAUGUCGGAACUAAUUCAGAAAAAUCCGUCACUGGACAGCAGAAAAAAGCUCGAAAAAGUAGACAGAAGAAGAAGAAGAAGAUGAAGAAGAAGAAGAAGAAGAGUCUUGAAAGUACCUUGAGUACAGAUCAUUCCCAAGCCCAUCCAGAACAAGCUAUUAUAGAACAACAGCAGCAGCAAAAGCCAAGUAAACGUGGACAGACAAAGAAGAGUCUGCUAGCUACCAUGACCACAGAUCAGGGCGAAGUUUAUCCACAACAACAAGUGUCUGCAAGAAUAAUUGAGAAAACAGAUCACACUGUAAGCUACUACCUAUCGUUUGUUUUCUAUCACUUAGAACAGCAAGAGAUAGCCUUAACAAUAAUCGACAAAGAAACAGAACAACUAGAGUUGACCUCAACAACAGUUGAUGGCGGCACUAAUCCAUUUUCAUUGCUAUAUGUGCUGGAACAGCAAGAGUCGACAACAAAAAUUGAGAAAACAGAUCACUCUGACGAAUCUCCCAUAAGUUCUACUCAGCCCACACGGGAGGGUCAGGUGCCUGAGAAGUCAAGUGGGGACCUUCUAGAUUUUAUUAGGGUUCCUAAAUUGAGUGAGUACGGAACUGUAGAGUACAUAUUUAUUCCGCCACGUUCCUAUUGGUUGGAGAUCAUUCGCGAGGAUUGGGGAGCCACUGACGAGGAAAUUAUAGCUUGUAUCAAAGCUGCCCCUCAGCUAUCACGAUUCAAAAUUGAAGUGUGUGGUUCCUAUAUCGGACACGGGGUUAUUGUACGUGCUAAUAGUUGCAGAAAUCCAAUAGUUGUUAAAUGUACGGUUGUUGCUGAUCGUGUUUCUCCGUUCUAUCACGAGUUACUAGGAGUGUCUCUGGGUAUGAAGCUCGCUAUGAAAUACAAAAUUGUCUAUUUUGAUUUGAAUUGCGUUUCUGAGGUUGUUGCAGAGUAUGUUAUGCGGACUUGGGAUAUGAAGAAUGAAUGUGGUUGCCCACCAAGAGAUAAAAAGGACUAUUGUGUCAAAUGUUCAGAAAGUAUGUUGGAUGAUAUUGGUGAAAGGCAGAACGCAGAUAAAAUUUCCGCUGUAGUUGAUGAAAUUUUUUAUGAUGCUUUAGAGGAAGGUUUUCUAUACUUUUAUCUAUAUCCUAUUAAAUUAUCAAGAGCUAAAGCUGUUUGUUAUUUAGCGAACUCAGGAGUAGACCGGGAGUUGAGAAUUCCUGAAAUUGAAGAGGAUGCAGAACUAGCAGAGAUUCUUUAUAAAGAAGUUUUCGGUCAUGGAUCUGAGGAGGAGGUGGGAUUACAGAAACAACAGCUGAUUUUGCGGAAACAAGAACGGAAAUUGCAGAAACAAAAGAAUUUGGCUGCAGAGCGUGCUUGCCAAGAGAGCCUUUGGGGACAGUAAAACCUAAUUGAUUUGUCAGCUGCAUUCUUGGAAGAUGUCAACGACUCAUUUUGUGAUAGUUUAACCAAUGUUAGGUCCAAGUACAUUAAUAGAAAGGAUAACUUAUAAGCUUGCUACUUAGUUAUAGCGUGGGCUGGAGACUGUAUUUAUUUCACUCUGGCAUUGCUUUGGAGUCUCUAAUUUUGUGCAACUCUUUCUGAAGGUUAUUCUGUUUGUAUAUUUAGGAUUAUGCAGAUUGAUAUUUAGGGUUACGCAGAAAACCAAUCGCAAGUUUAAAUUCUGAAGCCAAAUUUGGUUACAAUUUAUGAGUAGUUUUUACUUGUUUUA